UUGAUGUGCUACUAUGUAUCAGGAGCGUGUUUCCAAUGUUGCAUACAAUGUUGUAAAUGGUCUUUGCAGUCCUAUAAAAGAUCAAUCAGCUCCUGUAUAUAUAACCAUUGGCGAUGGAGGAAAUCUUGAAGGCUUAGCAACCAAUAUGACAGAACCACAGCCAGAGUACUCAGCAUUCCGAGAGGCCAGCUUCGGACAUGCUAUUUUUGAGAUAAAGAACCGAACUCAUGCUUACUACGGCUGGCACCGAAAUCAAGAUGGAGUUGCUGUGGAGGCUGAUUCCCUUUGGUUUUACAACAGAUUCUGGCACCCAGUUGAUGAUUCCACCGUUCAUGUUUCACAUUAACACACAGUCAUUGGUCUUUUGAGGAGGGAGAAUACCACCCAAUCUGAUGUCAAUAAAUUCACGAAAUUGAUUGUAUGCCAAUACCAUCAACAUUGAUUAGUAGUAUCUUUGUAUCUUUGUCACAUAAUUGCAAAUUGCUUGCUUCUAUUCUGAAACACUUCACAUUCUCAUCAUGUAAUUUUUGGUGGCACUGGAUAAACACAUAAAACAGUUGCUUAUCAAAUCCAUCAUCCAAUAAACUUCUCAACAUACUUCGGUGCA
Cajanus cajan (pigeon pea) is the source of this 607-nucleotide messenger RNA. The record is from RefSeq and is a predicted model, not a curated record. Lineage: Eukaryota; Viridiplantae; Streptophyta; Magnoliopsida; Fabales; Fabaceae.